CCCCGAGACACAGAGCCAGUGUGAUAUCCAGGUUACCGCAGUUUACCUUCCCCAGAUUUCCCCAGGUACUCAUUCAUCCCCCAGCCCGUAUGGAAGGAUGAACAGCUGGGUGGGCCUCGCUAAAACGUUGAGUCCCUCCCUUUGAACGUUUGCCGUGGUCCAGUUUUCUGUGAGGGGAUGUAAACAGUAAACAAUACCGAGGACUGAGAACCCUUGACUGUCCUGCCAGGGUGUGGGGCUGACUCUCGACUCAGGCCUUGGGGACCCUCAACGCCACCAGCUGGGGAGCUUUGAAACCAUUAGCAACAUCAGGCUCAGCCUUUCUUGGGUUGCCAAACCACUACAAGUCUAGAACAAUGGACACCAGCCGUAAGGAACCUGAGGCUGGGGCUCCCUCUGCUCACACCCAGCCUCCAGAUGCCCUGCCCAGGAACCUUUUGGAUGACGAAGAAAGACUCAGCAGUUUUGACUCCCCCAAACAUGGCCCGACACUGUCCACCAGCACCAGCAGCUUUGAGGCUCUUGACCCACAUGACCCCAACCUGAGUCACCUCGCUUCCCUCAUGUUCUCCCACACUUCAAAUUACCUUCAGGGGGAGCUGUCAGCUGUGCUGGAGGACUACACACUGCUGGAGCAAAUGAACCGUGCGACCAUCACCAAGUAUGCCGACAUGCGGCAGAUCGGAGGCAGUGUGAGUCGUGCGCUGAAGGACCUAAAUGAGAAGUACCUGGCGCUGCAGCCGUACCUUGACCAGAUUGACCAAAUUGAAGACAGUGUAACCAAGUUGGAAGCCGCAGCAUAUAAACUAGAUGCUUAUUCUAAAAGAUUAGAAACAAAGUUUAAAUCCCUGGAGAAAAAGUAAAAAAACUAAUUAUAGUGUAUAAUCAUGUCGGAGAUUAAUAUAAUUCUAUCUAAUUUAUUUACUCUGUGAUGCUUUAUGACAAUUUACCUCCAUUUUUAAUUUCUUUGACUAGUCUUAAGGCAUACCUAGAUUAAGUGUGAUGUCUAUGAGAAUGAAGUGAUGCAUAGAAGUGAAUGCAUGGGACCCAUAUGCCUCAACGAUAUGUGUUUAUGAAAUAUAGACCCAAGUGAGUGUAUUGGUUGUGCUCCAAAGAGGAUCCUUUCCCUAUUCUUGUCUUAUCACAACAAGACCCAAUCAUCUGAACAUGUGACCAGGAAGUUUCAAGAUCAAAUCCAUAGCAUAUACACCAGUUUCUCAUUAUAUGUGCAUUCAGUAAAUGCACACUCAUGUGGAAAGUUUAUCCAAAGUCUAAUAUAAUGAGAUGUAUUUGAAGCUAGAGGUACAAUAAUGUCUGUAAUUCACAAUGUUUAAAUCAGCCUCUGGGAACAGGCAUGAUCUGAAAUAUGAGUAUUAUUCUUUUUUGCACUCUUCCUUUUUUAUUUUAUCACAUAACAUGUAGACAGCUGGGUUUUAGGAUGAAGCAAUCAUUCCUCCAUUAUCCCAACACUCAGCAGUCUGUUAUCCUCCCUCCUUUCUGCAGUGGUAACUGGCAGUGCUAUAAACAUAUUAUAUUUAGACAUGGGUUUAGGGGAAGCUAUCGUACUAAGUGAGAUUUCUCAUAAUUUGUGGGGUGCCUGAUGUUUUCCCUCAAAAAUAAAAAAGCAAUUUAAAAAUCACCCUUGCUAUAGAAAUAUUGUCAUCGCAGUUUUCCUCUUUAAAGUUUGAUAAUAUUGUAAUUAUAGUCUCUAGUGACUUGGUUUUGUCAUCUUAAUUAGGUUGUUUACACCCUCACCAUUUGGUCACUCAAGUGUAACUUCAAAGACUAGGUAUUUGGAGGCUAGAGAGCUUGGCGACAGGAUGGACUGACAAACCAAGUAAGAAAGCAGGCUGUGACAGCACCGAGGGCAUGAAGGGGGGUGGGGGGGGGGUAAGCCUCCCAAAAAAUCCUCUCAGCCCCCUCCCAUCAAUUGUGAAAUAACUUAUUGUUCCUUUCUCUUGGUUCAACCUCAGCUUUUUGCACCAAGGAAGCUUCCCCUAAGCCUCUCCUAUUAAUAUCAAAAUAGUCCUGGAGGUGCCACUGGGAACAAAUUUGAGUUUCACAGGUCACUUGUAUGUGACAGGUCAGCUAAAGGAUUACUCAUGGAUCUUUUAUCAUGAGAACAAUAAAAUAAUAUCACUAUCA
Molecule: messenger RNA, 2145 nt
Organism: Eriocheir sinensis (Chinese mitten crab)
Lineage: Eukaryota; Metazoa; Arthropoda; Malacostraca; Decapoda; Varunidae
Gene: Blos2
Product: biogenesis of lysosome-related organelles complex 1 subunit 2-like
Exons: 3
Coding region: 357-863 (168 amino acids)
Biological process (GO): lysosome localization; endosomal transport
Cellular component (GO): BLOC-1 complex; gamma-tubulin complex; BORC complex
Molecular function (GO): gamma-tubulin binding
Source: RefSeq, a predicted model, not a curated record